GGACACAGCGCAAAAGACUGUCGUUACAGACUUGUUUGUGAAAUGUGUAAGAAAAAACACCCUACAUGUCUGCACGACUUCAACUAUGGCAAUGAUAAAUCACCCACUAAUGGAAUUCAAACCAGCACAGAACAGGCUGCAACAACCCUCUCUCUCAAUGCAGAAACCAACGAACAAUGUGUAAGUACUUCCAUGAUCGUACCAGUGUGGGUUUCAUCAGAUCAACAACCAGGUAAAGAACGGCUUGUUUAUGCACUUUUAGACACCCAGAGUGACACAGUGUUCAUUGACCAAGAUGUGUCUAAGCAUCUCAAAGCUACUUCUACACCAAUAAGGUUAAGGCUCACUACAAUGCUUGGUAAAGAUGCUGUUGUGCAAAGUGAACGUGUCUCAGGUCUCAAGGUGAGAGGCUACAACUCCUCAGAAAUAUUCGAACUCCCUCCUGCUUACACUAAAGACUGUAUACCAGUUAACCGUUCUCACAUUCCUUCUUGU
This is a messenger RNA of Austrofundulus limnaeus, 495 nucleotides long. RefSeq lists its product as uncharacterized. Lineage: Eukaryota; Metazoa; Chordata; Actinopteri; Cyprinodontiformes; Rivulidae. The record is from RefSeq and is a predicted model, not a curated record. Gene Ontology annotation, molecular function: nucleic acid binding; zinc ion binding.